AUGUCAAAAACUAGAGACGAGUCUCAUUUAGGAUCAAUAUCUCAACAAAAACCUCAACCAAUGUCCAAAACAACAAUAAAAUCUAAACAGAAUGCAUCAUGGCCUAAAUUAUACCCAGUAGUAACUUUACUUUCUCUUAUAGCCGGAAUUUAUAUAUUUGUGCCGAUAGGCACAUUCUCAUUACGGACUACCUUCUUAUCUCCCCAGACUGAGCAAGUACAAAGAUUGCCAACCCAAUUUGAACAGCUACAUCAAUCAUCAUCUAAUGAAGCGAAAGAGGUACUCGCCGAGACUUUAAGGUUAUUGCACGAGUUGCUCACCGAAAUUAACAGUGAUAACGAUGAUUCCAAUGCCCUAACAACCAAUAAGAAAUCUAACUCGCUUAUGCCCCGAGGAAUUGUAUCCGAAAUUUCAGGAAUUCUACAAGGUGCAGUUACUGGUGCUCUUAGCGGUGAACUCGAGGAUUCUAUCGGAGAUGCUGCAAAGUUCCUCGGAAUGGGCCUCGGUGGUGGGGCUGUUACUGGCUUGUUAAAUAGUACUAUGGGAGGGGCAGCUCUCAAAAAAAUGGCACCCGCUACCACGAAGGCUACAGGAUUGAACUUGGUCGCUCAAAAUCUAGGCGAGGGACUGAGUUCAUCUGUCGUUGGAUCGGUCAAUAUUUCAGCAUUAGCCCCUGCCGCACCAAGUGUAGACACGCUAUUACCAGCCUCUCGAGCACUUGCACAAGGAAUUGGAAGUGGUGCAGCAUCUGGCCUUAAACUUAAAGCAGUUGAUCCCAAUGCUUUCAAUAACACUGGUAUUCCAGGCGUUGCUGGAAGCUUCGGGCAAGGCUUAACAAUGAGCUUCCUCGGAGGAAUUGAUUUCAAGAAGGCAGCUGCCAUGAUGGCGCCCAACGUUAGCUCUGUGCAACUUAACUCAGCUGCGCUAUCUCUCGCUCAAGGAUUAGGUAGCGGAGCUGCGUUUGGCGUAAAAUUGACGACUAAACCGCCUUCAAACACAUCCUUCAACACUGACGGAAUUAAUGGUGUUGCUGGCAGUGUAGGUCAAGGGUUAACAACAAGCUUCCUACAAGAUAUUGACUUCAAUCAACUGAAAAUGAUGGCUGCUACAAUGGCACCUAAUAUCAGCUCGGAGCAAAUUAAUACAGCAGCGCUUUCUCUCGCCCAAGGUCUCGGUAGUGGAGCAGCAUUCGGAGCAAAGUUAUCUACCACACCGCCAGCUCCUAACACUUUCAACACUGACGGAAUUAACGGUGUUGCUGGAAAUAUUGGUCAAGGACUAACGACAAGCUUCCUCCAAGAAGUUGACAUAAACCAGCUAAAAAUGAUGGCUGCCACAAUGGCGCCUCAGCUCACCUCGGCUCAAAUCAACACAGCAGCACUAUCUCUCGCCCAAGGUCUGGGAAGUGGAGCUGCCUACGGAGCGAAUCUAUCUGCCACGCCACCUCCUAACAACACUUUUAACACCGACGGAAUUAACGGUGUUGCUGGUAAUGUAGGUCAAGGAUUGACGACAAGCUUUCUCAAAGGAGUUGAUAUUAAUCAGCUCAAAAUGAUGGCUGCCACAAUGGCACCUCAGCUCACCUCGGCUCAAAUCAACACUGCAGCCCUAUCCCUCGCCCAAGGUCUCGGUAGUGGAGCAGCAUUUGGGGCCAAGUUAUCUACUAAGCCGCCUUCAAACACCACUUUCAACACUGAUGGCAUUAAUGGAAUUGCCGGUAAUGUAGGUCAAGGAUUAACGACAAGCUUUAUCCAGGAAGUUGAUCUUAAUCAACUGAAAAUGAUGGCUGCUACAAUGGCGCCUCAACUUACUCAGGAACAAAUCAACACUGCAGCCCUAUCCCUCGCCCAAGGUCUCGGUAGUGGAGCAGCAUUUGGGGCCAAGUUAUCUACUAAGCCGCCUUCAAACACCACUUUCAACACUGAUGGCAUUAAUGGAAUUGCCGGUAAUGUAGGUCAAGGAUUAACGACAAGCUUUAUCCAGGAAGUUGAUCUUAAUCAACUAAAAAUGAUGGCUGCGUCAAUGGCACCUCAGCUUACCCCGGCCCAAAUCAAUACAGCCGCUCUAUCACUUGCUCAAGGACUUGGGAGCGGAGCAGCAUUUGGAGCAAAAUUGACAACUACACUUCCAAAUAACUCCUUCAACAGCGAUGGAAUUAAUGGAAUAGCUGGUAAUGUUGGUCAGGGUCUAUCUGCAUCAUUUAUCAAGGACAUUGAUUUCAAGGCUCUUGCAGGCUCUGGUCCAGGAAUUCCACGACAACAAAUACUAGAAGCAGCUCAGGGCUUAGGCUCAGGUCUAGCAGAAGGAGCAGUGGUAGGUGUUGGUCUCCAACCUGACACUUCCAUGACAAACCCCAAAAUGGAUACGGGAGGUAUGGGAGAGAUAACCGAAAAUUUCGGAAGAGGUCUCACACAAUCUUUCCUCUCCAAUGGCACCCUAUUUAAGGCGAUGGCUUUACUCAUGCAGCAGCCUAAGACAGGCCCUCAACUCAAUGUUAUGGCAGUUGCAAAAGGCUUUGCAAUGGGUCUUGUGGAUGGCGCGCAAACCAGUGUAGACAAUGCUGGCGGCCUUGGAUCAGUCCUCAAAAUGAGUCCACAAGUCAGCAAUGAGAUGUCAGGAAACUCCAUGAACAUGACUGGCUUCGACGAUUCUGUUGGCGGCGCUGCGAUGGGUUUUGGGAGUGGACUCGGUCUUGAAGCUACUAGAGGUGUUCUUCAAGCCUUAGGAAAACCGCCGAUGAAUGUUCCUGCCAUGUCCAACGCUGCAAGCAAUCCCUCUGGAUCGACAGCAGGAGCUGCGCCCGAAUCUAGCCCGGCUAUGCCAAGUAAUAUGACUGCAGUCAAACUCCGUAGGCGCCAGGAUGCCACGAUAACAGCAUCUUCAAUUAGCGCAAACUUAACCGCAAACGGUCCAGUAUUUGACCUUACCAACUUAAAUGAAACGAUAAAUCCUCUUUUACAAAAAGGAUCCAACAUAAUUGGGUGUCAAGGGAUUGGUGGAUUGGCGGCCGUCGCUAUUUCUGCUUUUCUUAACGCAUACUUCCGGGGGCAGAUUCAGCUUAGUACACUUCAAAACUCUGCAAAUAGCCAGACUACGGCUAAAAUCGCCGCUCUUAUCAAUCAAACUUUCCAGUUCACCGACUCUAGUGGCAAUAACUUUGUAAUCAAUAUCAAGGAAAUGCUUGUUCUUGUAAACGGAAACUCAUUGCAAAAGGAAAUCGUAGUUCUCGUCGGACACAUUCUUCUGGCCUGUAUAGCAUUCGCUCUAGUCAUUCCCAUUAUUCUUAUCAUUAACUCUGUUCGCAAUUUUGCCGUUACCACAGGCAACCCUGGUGUGCUGAGUAACUACUCCAAGAUCCAGAAAAUUCUUGCUAUCGCUGUAGUACUACCACUAACUCUCAUUAUACUGAUCCUCGGACUUCUUGGCGAGGGUGGUGGAUCACACUUCGCAUCUACUCAUAGUAUCACAGGCCUGCUAUUGAUCUUGCUGACUCUCGCGGCAUUCCCUCUUUCAUUCCUUAGGGAAAACUCGAAGCAAAUGAAGCUGGCUUUCAAUGCGACUGUCGUCAUCAUAAUCAAUUUAAUCAUUGUGGCGUUGAUCACUGGAUUUAGUGAUCUCUCCACGAUCUCAUCUUGCGUUCUACAAUUCAUUCCGCAGUUUGUCCUUGUUUUUACUGGUUUUAUACUUACAGCGCCUCUCCUCAACGCCAUAACACUCCUUACUAUGGAAACUAUCAUUCAAAGAUGGAAAAAAACUGGCGGCCAAGAUGCUCUUCGGGCGGACUCUUUGUUGGGAAAUGAAAAAAGUAACAUGGACAAGGGAAGUUUUAUGAGAAUGUAA
Molecule: messenger RNA, 3840 nt
Organism: Blumeria graminis f. sp. triticale
Lineage: Eukaryota; Fungi; Ascomycota; Leotiomycetes; Helotiales; Erysiphaceae
Source: the annotation of a GenBank genome assembly